AUGGGCCAAUUCGACUGGUUUCUCAAAAUCGGCGCCACCCCGCAAGCUGUCGCCGUGCUCAACGACCAGCCCAUCCUCUUCACCAUUCUCAUCGUCGUGCUCAUCGCCGUCAUCCUCGAAUGCGUGCUGAUGUGGUACAUCCACUAUGCCACGAUGAAGCCGGAGCAGCGGGCGGCUAAGAAUAAGAAAAAGAAAGCGGGCACGGGAGAUAAUAAAAACGCUGCGCCGGGUGGGGGGAGGAUAUGUGGGAAUGGAAGCUGCGGGCUGAGCAAGGAGUAUGCGGACGGGAAGAGAGCAGCGGAGGUCAAAUUCGACAAUGAUGGGCGAUGAGGGAAAGAGCGGGAAGCUAUCGAUGGACGAAGGGACUAUUUCUGGGGAAUUGCGACCGCGAUCUCGACGGAUGGACAAACACAUGCUCUUUUCCAACGCGAGAGACGCACUAUGCCGGUCGUAUCCGAGCCUCAUAGUUAUCUGGGAUGCGAGCAACGCACAGGAGAGGGUGCCCCACAAAUGGAUAUGCUUCUUGGUCUCCUGGUGGGGGAAAACGCCAGGGAAGAAAGCGACGUCACUUUUUGAUGCUCGCAAAUAUCU
This is a messenger RNA of Neurospora tetrasperma FGSC 2508, 591 nucleotides long. RefSeq lists its product as uncharacterized. The transcript has 2 exons. The record is from RefSeq and is a predicted model, not a curated record. NCBI's taxonomy places the organism in Eukaryota, Fungi, Ascomycota, Sordariomycetes, Sordariales, Sordariaceae. The coding region runs from base 1 to 330 and encodes 109 amino acids.